AUGUGCACAGCCAAGGCUGAGGUUCCUGUGGGUGCCCACGAGCUCCAUGUAGUCACGUGUGUCCCCGUGUCUGUGUCCGGGUGCCUGUGUGGCUGUUUCCGAAUGUGUAUCUCUCCUGCUGACCCUUGCGUUUCCUCGUGUGUUUCUGCACCUGUCACUGCACCUGUGCUCAGCUUCCACGUGGGCUCGGGCUGCCAGAAUCCCCACAGCUUCGCACAGGCCAUCGCCGACUGCCGGCGGGUGUUCGAGAUGGGCCGUGGCAUCGGGCAUGACAUGAGCCUCCUGGACAUUGGAGGGGGCUUCCCCGGAGUGGAGGGCUCUGAGCCGGAGUUUGAGGAGGAGUUCUGCUCAAAGCCGCCCCUCUUCCCCUGCAUCCUUUAUGGCCCCACGUGCGAUGCCUUUGACACGUUCUACAAUGAGGAGGUGCAGCUGCCCGAGCUGGACGUGGGUGACUGGCUCAUCUUCCCCUCCAUGGGCGCCUACAGUUCAGUCCUGAGCUGCAACUUCAAUGGCUUCCAGCCUGCGUGCAUCUGCUACACGAUGGGACCUGAGCUCAGCUUCUGCAAGUGAUUCUCCGCGUCCAUCAAUCUUGCUGUUGUCUCCGUUCAGCCACGACCAGAGGAAUCUUUUUUUAGCAUCUCUGGGCUGAAGAGAUUUCUCCCCAGAUAUCUGAGGAGAAGAGAUGGGCUGCAGAUGCCACUUAAGGAAGCCAGAAGGCUCACACAGCCCUUAAAGUAGUGGUUCUCACCCUUCCUAAUGCCGCGACUCUUUAAUACAGUUCCUCAUGUUGUGGUGACCCCCAAUUU
Molecule: messenger RNA, 806 nt
Organism: Myotis davidii
Lineage: Eukaryota; Metazoa; Chordata; Mammalia; Chiroptera; Vespertilionidae
Product: ornithine decarboxylase-like
Exons: 3
Coding region: 1-570 (189 amino acids)
Cellular component (GO): cytoplasm
Molecular function (GO): ornithine decarboxylase activity
Source: RefSeq, a predicted model, not a curated record